CGAUGACGACAACAACAACGAGGAGGACAACGACAACAAGGACGACGACGACGACGACGACUACCACGACAACAACCACCACAACCACAGAAAGUACAGUUGUCCCAGAGACUACAGUGUCCAUUGUUGUCACCCAGAGCCCGGUUCCUCUCUUGUACCCGACACUUGUCCCAUCCCUGGUCGUGGUCCCGUUGCUGCUUAUCUGCAUCUGCUGCUACAAGAGGGUCAUCAAGGAGCCACCAUCAGCCCAGAAUCCAAAAAAACCAUGCCCUGUACAGACCACAGUGAUUGUCUCCCGCUGUGAGUGCCAAGAAGACAGGAUAAGACAGAUGGAGGGAAAACUGGAUGUUUUUUAUAACUUUCUUCAGCGCUGCAGCCUGAUGCCGUGGAUGUGGUGUCAACCCAGGGGCAUGGGGAGGUGCAUCGACUUUGCCUUAAUGAGUCCUCACUGCGUGCCAAUGCUCUGUGGCUCAGAGACCUGCCUUCAACCCAGUCAAGAGUGCCUCCCCCUCAAUAUCUGCUGCUCACGUUGUCAGCAUCCCCCACCGAUAUGCUCUCAGCCACCGUCCAGGAUGUUACCGCUGAUCCCUCCCCCAGAGGUCUACAGAAGUACUUUAUCUCUCCCGCCCCCAUAGCUCAACAUCUAAAGAACUUAAAACUGAAAAUUAGGAGCCCCUUUUGUACCAAAUUAGACAUAUAUAUAUAUAUAUAUAUAAUACAAUAUAUAUCUUGUGUUUUGGAUUACAGUCAAAAGGAGCUAGAAUUAGUUUCUGAUCAGCAGGAGAGUUUCUUGCCUGGGGAGCACUGCUCCUCUGUAUGAGAUGCAACUGUACUCAUCUACCAGGACAAGGCACCCUGGUAUCCUGUGGAUGUAGACAUGAUGAGUCCCAUUCCCACAAGAUGGACCUCCAUCUGUCACCGAGCGUUGAGAUGCAUGGGGUGUUAGACGAAAUAUGCUCUUUCAAGAAAGCCCCAAAUAUCUGAUAUAUGGAAAUAGUCUGGUGUCCAUUACUCGCUUGCUGUUACUUAAUCUCCUGGGUGAGUUAUGUAAUCUCCCUGUACUUCAGUUUCCUUACUGAAAAGACGUGGAUAAUGGUGUCUCUUCUACGAAGAGGGCGACAGUGACUGCUGCAACAUGCUCAGCACAAGGCCAGCUCACUUGUAAAGACUCAGGGGCCAGGUCUUUAAGGUCUUCUCUGCUUCACCAGGGAAGGAGACAGUGAUGAGCUCAGAGACAUCAGGAAGUGUGUGGUGAGUGAAAAGAUGUUAGAAAAAAUCAUCACUGGAACUUUAAGCACUGGAUACCAUGACAAAGGGUUGGCAUACAUGAGAAUUCUCUGAAAACUGUUAACCACAUGAAGUUAACAUCAAAGUCCACCACCCAUGUAAUCUCCAAGAUACCAUCAGAAAAGGUCCUUCCACCACCAUGUCCUUGACAAACAUGAGUUCCCUUCGUGUACCUUAAUUUUUCUCAUAAAGUUAAUUCCUAGUUUCCAAUUUCCUAUCAGCUCCUCUGAUUUUUCCUAUCAGCUCCCGAUUUUCUAGAUCCCUCCUGAAGAAGCCUUUGAAGACAUAAUCAGGUUUCUUUUCACACUUACAUGCUAGAGGACUAUCAGUAGACAAGAAUUCAUUGUGAAGAUCACACAACAUGUUUAUGAAGAUGAAUCAAUACCCUGGAUCAAAGAGUCCCAGAUGAGUAGAAGUGGCUACUACCUCAAAUGUGUACAUACCAGUGCAACAAACAAGGGACCAUUAAGAAUCAAGUAAACAUGAGAAGAUGAAAAGAAGUGAAUAAAAUUCCCUAAAGAAAUAGAGAUCUAUGAACUCUCUUAUAAAGAAUUCAGUCCUCUUAAAGCAGUUUAGUGAAAUGCAAGAAGCAUGGACAGACAACUACAUGAAAUUCAGACAACUACACGAAAUUCAAAUUCCGUUGAGAUGCAUCAACGAAAUGCGAAGCUCAACAAAGAAAACAAUCAAAAGAACAACUGAAAACGAGAGGUGAAAAAUAAAACACUGUAUUGAAGAAUAUAAUAAAGUAUUUCAGCAACAAACUCAAGCAAGCAGAAGAAAGAAUCAGUGAACUAAAAGGUAGAUCAUUUGAAAUUAUCCUGCCACAGGAGUGAAAAGAAAAAAAAUUAUUAAAAAGUGUGACAACACACACUAGGACAUUAUCAGUAGAAACAAUAGUGAAUUAUGGAAGUCCCAUAUGAGAAGAGAGAGAGAGAAAAGAAAGUAUAUUGGAAACAAAAUGGUUGAAAACUUACCAAACAUGGAAUGAGAAAUAUAUCCAGAUUCACGAGGCCCAAAGAAUCCCAAAUAGCUUGAGCCUGCAAUGGUUACAGGAAAUCACAUUGUGAGUAAAUAGUCUAUGGUCAAAGACACAAGCAAUUUUUAAAGCAACAAGAAAAAAAAAAUGAGCCACCACAUGUAAGACACCAUCAUAACACUCAAGAGAGACUUCUCAAUAGACACUCUGCAGACCAGGAGAGAGGGAUGAUGCAUUCAAAUAUAGAAAGAAAAUAAAACUGUCAAGGAAGAAUAUUGUAUCCAGGAAAUCUACUCUUCCGAAAUGAAAGAGAUAUUGCAAACGUACCAAAGAAACAAUAACAAAACAAAGCUGAAAGUGUUCAUCACCAGAAAAUUUUCUGUAUAAGAAAUGCUGCAGGAAUUUCAUCAAGCACAAAUAAAUGAAUAAUAAUUAGCAUCGUGAAAAUGUCAGAAGAAUGUAAAACUCACCAAUAAUGGCUGAUCCUGUAAUAUUGUCAUAAUAGUGCAUAAUUCACUCAGAAUACCAGUUAAAAGGUUAAAAAAUAUAUUAAACAACCAUAACUACAAUAAUUUCUUACUGGACACAAAACAUAAAGUAUGUGAGUUGUCAUAUUGAUAACCUAACAUGAAUGAGGAGGAAAUAAAGGGAAAAUUUAGGUAUGCUAUCAGCUUAAAAUAGGACAUGAUAAAUAUCAGAUAUUUUAGGUAUGCUUCAUGAUAACCACAAAGAAAUAACCUCUGGUAGAUAUACCAAAGAUGAAAGAGGAAUCUUAACAUACCCCCUACUAAAAGUUAUAAAAUAACAAAAGACAGCACAA
Messenger RNA from Bubalus bubalis (water buffalo), 3086 nucleotides. RefSeq names its product anthrax toxin receptor-like. Bases 3 to 635 code for a protein of 210 amino acids. Lineage: Eukaryota; Metazoa; Chordata; Mammalia; Artiodactyla; Bovidae. The record is from RefSeq and is a predicted model, not a curated record. The transcript is spliced from 5 exons.